This is a messenger RNA of Tetrahymena thermophila SB210, 333 nucleotides long. RefSeq lists its product as hypothetical. Lineage: Eukaryota; Ciliophora; Oligohymenophorea; Hymenostomatida; Tetrahymenidae. The record is from RefSeq and is a predicted model, not a curated record. The transcript has a single exon.
AUGAAUAUUUUAUUAUUCAUAUUUGAAAAAUGUGAAUACGUCCAUGCGUAGGUAAGUAUAAUUGUUUUUCAUUUCAAAAACAGAGUUAUAACAAGAUAAUACAAAACUAGUAGCUUCAUUUCGUUUAUUUUGAAAUAAGAUAUUUUAAAGUACUAUCUAUCUAUCUAUUUGGUAGGAAAGGAUAAGAAGAAGAUUUCAUUUCAUUUUAGUCAUAAAUAAAUUUGUGAAUAGUUAGUUUUUAACAGUAAAAAAAUGUUUAAAUUAUAUGAAGAUCUUAAUAGUGUUUAUUUUUUAAGUAAAGAUUUAUCUAGGCUUUUAAGUAUGUAUGUAUGA